Rodentolepis nana is the source of this 1569-nucleotide messenger RNA. NCBI's taxonomy places the organism in Eukaryota, Metazoa, Platyhelminthes, Cestoda, Cyclophyllidea, Hymenolepididae. The record is from the annotation of a GenBank genome assembly.
AUGGAAAAUCUCCAGAAGCGUAGAGAACUAAAUAUGGAAUACCAAAAAUUCAAAGUUAUGGAUGAAGAGCGAUUUCGCAAUCGUUUUGCAAAUAAGAAGGUGAACAAAGUUAUCCCAACUGCACCGGACCCUAUUAAGGAAAUUGAAGCUCACAACAAAAACGGUAACCCAAACCGUAACAUGGAAGUUCUUCUAAAAAGAUUAGAUGUGCUGCAGCAAAACGUUGAAGAUUUAAGGAAAUCCCAACCAAAAGCUAAUUAUAUUCAAGAUAAUAUCGUUCCGUUUUCCAGUAAUAUUUACCAACCGAAUAUUAUUGAUGAGGCUCUAAAGAGGAUUGAUGAAUUGGAAGAUGCUAUUAAAGCAAUGAGUGUAUCUGAAAAUGUUAAGAAAACUAGAGGGAACUCGGAAUAUCUCACAAUCGAUAAUGAUUUUUCGACUGUGCCGAAAUCAGUUUCAGUGGUAAAUGAAGAGCCAGAUUCCCUUGAAAGAUCACAACGAAUGGCAAAGCAGAGAUAUGCCAAUGACCUUAAACUACAAAUUGAAGAGAAACAACGCCAAAAGGAAUUACAGAGGCAAAGAGAACGUGAAGAGGAUUUACUCAAAAUGGCUGAAACACUUGAAUAUGAUACCCUUGGACACCGAAUUCGCGAUAAAACCACCGGGACCUCAUUUUCAAAAAAGAAUAUUAUUUCACAUGGAAAACAAGAAAACUUUGCUCGAGGUGGAAAUGGAAUAUUUGGUGAUCCUUUAACAGAAUCCCAAAAGAUAGCCAACUUGAAUUAUAGGAAUGAAUUAUCGCUUCAAAUCGAAGAAAAGCGUCUUAGGGAAGAAAUGAGAAAACAGGUAGAGAAAGAAUUGGAAUUAAAGGAAUUACAAAGUUAUAUUGAUGAAGAAAAACCAUCAAGUUAUCCAAAACCUUCGGAAUCUCCUCAAACUAGAAGGUCAUCAGAAUCGAUACAGGUGUCUUUGCCUCCAAAUGACACUCGAAGACAAAGCGUCUGCGUUCAAGUAAAUUUAGAGCUUCAACCGGGACGGCCGAAAGCAAUGAAAGUCGUCAGAAGUGUACCUAUAAUGGAGAAACCCCGGAAAGCGCCCAAAGUCGAUGAAUUAAUGGCACAAAUAACUCAAUUAAAAGUUGAAUUGGAUGCCGAAAAACUGCGAAUGGAGCGAAAUAGAACUGAGACCUUAGACGAGGUUCAUGUCUAUGAUCCGAGGUCAAUUAUACGAAAUAAGCUUCCUUCCCGGGAUCUUAAGAGGCCCAUGAAAGUUCAUCGUUUGUUGGCAGUUCCAAACAACAGUAUUAUCAAACAGAGACCGGAUCACAACGUUGUUCUGAGUUCUAGUUCACAAUUUCUGCCCCAGUUGAGUCAUUAUGUCCUAUCUCAAUCGCCAUCUUUGGGAUCGCUGAAUCUGGACGAAAUCAAUAAGCAGAUGAAGCGAAGAUUGGAAAAUUUGAAAAUCAAUGAGAGUCUUGAUGAUUUAUAUAAGAAUGAACCCCCUAUUAUCCGUGAUUUCAUGGCUGAGGAGGAAGCUAAACUUCUUGAAAAUUCUGCCUAUUUCGUAAGCUAA